AUGGGAAGCAGCAUUAAAUUCAGCUACGAGGAUCCCAGGAUAGAUAUUACUAUCACACCAUUCAAUAUGAAAGAGGAACUUGAAGAGGGUCAUUUUGAUACUCAAGGGCAUUAUCAUUGGAAAAAAGAAAAAGAAAUCAGGGAUGGAUGGCUUGAUAACAUUGACUGGGUAAAGAUAAAAGGCAGACCUGAAGAUAAGUACAAAGUUCAUAAAGAUGUCGGUGAUAAAGGUCUAGGUGAUGAUUCCAGCAGUGAAGAUGAUGAGCCUGAGGAAAAGUUUGAUUUGAUGAAAAAUUACAAAGAAAUAUUGCAGCACAUGAAACCUAAAGAGACUAUUGCAAAAACUCUGCAAAGGCUAGGUACAGGUUCCAAAAUCUCCAGUGCAGAACGUUGGAAAAGAAAGAAAGCUGGAAUUGUUGAUGAUAGUAGUAAAUUAGUCACAAGAGUAACUGAGCUUGCAAAUCAAAUAUUGACUAAACUAGGGAAUAUGGAUAUUUAUCAAGAGACGUAUGAAAAAAUAUCUUCUAUCAUAGCCAAAAACAAAAAUAAAAAUGAGGGCGCAGAUUUAGAUAUGUAUGCAGAUGAUUUUGAUCAAAAAGAAAAACAAACUCUUGACAAAACUAAAUCUGAAAAUGAUACUUCUGUAUCAGAUUAUAAGGAUGAAAAUGAAGAGUCAGAAGUUGUUAAAUGGGAGUUUAAAUGGAGUCAAAAUAAUGAUGCUGAAAUUAUAGGUCCUCAUUCCACAGAGCAAAUGCAAAAAUGGGUUGAAGAGGGAUAUUUUAAAACUGGCGUUUGGGUGAGAAAGCAUGGUGAAGACAGCCAGUUCUAUAACUCCAACCGAAUUGAUUUUGAAUUGUACAUGUAG
This is a messenger RNA of Chilo suppressalis (striped riceborer), 864 nucleotides long. The record is from the annotation of a GenBank genome assembly. Lineage: Eukaryota; Metazoa; Arthropoda; Insecta; Lepidoptera; Crambidae.